Penicillium concentricum is the source of this 360-nucleotide messenger RNA. RefSeq lists its product as uncharacterized. Bases 1 to 360 code for a protein of 119 amino acids. Lineage: Eukaryota; Fungi; Ascomycota; Eurotiomycetes; Eurotiales; Aspergillaceae. The record is from RefSeq and is a predicted model, not a curated record. The transcript has 5 exons.
AUGGUGCGAGCAGAGCUGAACAAGCUGAAUGAGCUCAACAAGGUUGAACACCUUUUGGCCGAAGGGCCAUAUCCGAACUUUGCCAACAACUACAACGGCUGGUCCAAAAGACGCCAAGAGCACAAGGAAGGGCAAAGACCACCACUGAGCAUCUUCGAAGAGGGGGGACAAAAUGAGCCGAAUGCCUUUCCUCAGUUAGGGCUAGGCCUUCCCACGACGUCGCAUCCGGUAGAAAGAUUCAUGGAGAGUUUCCUUGCCGAUCAUAUUCGAAGAAAGUCAAUGUCAAGAAAUCUUCGUUUUGGUUCGCCAAUUCCCAAUGCCCAUAUCAGCAUGACAGCCUGCGACGCAUCAUUGAGGUGA